Medicago truncatula (barrel medic) is the source of this 1611-nucleotide messenger RNA. RefSeq names its product probably inactive leucine-rich repeat receptor-like protein kinase At5g48380. Gene Ontology annotation, molecular function: ATP binding; protein kinase activity. The record is from RefSeq and is a predicted model, not a curated record. The transcript has 3 exons. Gene Ontology annotation, biological process: protein phosphorylation. NCBI's taxonomy places the organism in Eukaryota, Viridiplantae, Streptophyta, Magnoliopsida, Fabales, Fabaceae. Bases 174 to 1382 code for a protein of 402 amino acids.
CCGAAAAGUCAAUGUUACAUAUAUAGUAAACCAUGGAAACCAUAGUUUUCCUACAAGUAUGGUAAAUGGUUUUAAAAAAAAAUAAUUGAGUAUAUAAUAGAGAAGUAUUUUCUAUUCAUGCAAUAGCAAAUAAUUGAGUAUAUUAAAAACCUGUAAACCAGUUUGGUAGCAUCAUGGAAUUCUCUAACCAAUUCAAAGAAUCAUUUAAGCAUGGUCUUAUUGCUGGGUAUUGUUUUACUGCAACUUUUGUCAUAGUUUUUUAUAUGUUCUAUUGCCUACCCGCACAAGUUAUCAAGAAUAGAAAAAAUAAGAAAGUUGGACAUAUGAAAACAGAAGAGAAGCACAAAUUGCCUUGCCAGAAAUUUAAACAGCAAAAGAUCAACAAGAAACUAAAGAAAGUUAGACAAAAAGACAGAGUGUUUCCUAUGGAGUUGAUAGAGAAAAGCAUACAGAUCAGUAAAGUUGGACGAUUGACUUAUAGAAUGAACUUCACAAAACUUUGUCAUGCAACCAAAUAUUUUAGCUUGGACAAUGUCAUUGGUGUUGGAGUAAUCGGAAUAAUGUACAAGGCAGCUCUUCCGAACGGUCGUUUCUUGGCGGUUAAGAGACUAUAUGAUUCUCAAUCAAUUAUCAAAAGGUUUGAGUUAGAAAUAAUGAUUUUGGGACAAUACAGUCAUAGAAACAUAGUUUCAUUGAUUGGUUUUAGCAUAGAAGAAGGAAACAAUGAAAGAAUUUUGGUGUAUCAAUACAUGUCAAAUGGAAGGCUAUCUGAUAAGCUGAAAGAAACUAAAAAAUUAGAAUGGUCAAAGGUUAUUAAAAUUGCACUUGGUGUAGCAAGAGGCUUAUGUUGCCUCCAUCAUAGCUUGCAUAUGCUCCAUCUCAAUAUAAAUUCUGACUGUAUCUUGUUAGGGAAAAAUUUUGAGCCAAAGAUAUCCAAUUUCGGAGGGAUCAUGUUUAUGAAUAAUGAUCUGGAAAAAAACAUAGGACUUGAGAAGAAGGAUGUUUCUGACUUUGGUUGUUUGCUUUUUGAGCUGAUUAAUGGGAAUAAAUUUGGGGAAAUACAUGAAUCUUUUAACAAUGUUACAGUUCCUUUUGUGACUUAUCCGAAUCAUGUGAAUAUGUUGGGAGAAGACCCUUCUGGAUUCUGUGAUGCAGUGGAUGAAUAUCUAAACAAGAUAGAAUUUAAAGAUGAGGAGGUAUCUACUCUUCUUAGAGUUGCACGUGAAUGUGUUCAUCCUUUGUUUGAACAAAGGCCUACUAUGCUUGAGGUGUAUAACAAGAUAUGCAACAUAGGGGAAAGAGAUAGAAUUUGUGAAGAUGCUAACCUCUUGUCUAUGGAUUUUGUUACUCCUAUUGAAGUAGACACCAAUAUGCCUAGCUAAUAUGAAACAAUAAGGAACUUUGUCAUUGGCAUGUAACUCAGUCGAAGACAGUGGCGGAUUUUGAGAUAUUUUCCUGGAGAUGCCAAAAGUUCAUGGAAUAGUUAUUAAGCAGUUUCAAAAAAUUGUUAAAAUUAUUAACUGUUCUAGUGGUUCCAAAAGUUCAUGGAAUAGAUAUUAAGCUGUUUCAAAAAAUUGUUAAAAUUAUUAAGUGUUCUGGCGGUUUAUUUUG